This is a messenger RNA of Bactrocera neohumeralis, 567 nucleotides long. Its product is annotated as zinc finger MYM-type protein 5-like. The transcript has 2 exons. The record is from RefSeq and is a predicted model, not a curated record. Lineage: Eukaryota; Metazoa; Arthropoda; Insecta; Diptera; Tephritidae. Bases 1 to 567 code for a protein of 188 amino acids.
AUGCUAGAGAAUAUUAAUCGCACAGCAGAACUGAACCGCUCAGGUACCGUAUUUUACGAGAAUCUGCAAUUCCUGCCGAUGAUAUCGACAAUUAUCACUUGCAUGGACGGAUAUGUGUCUAAAGUGUCUUCAAGUGAAAAUAUUUUGACCAAUGUGGCAAGUACAUCAAAAGAACAAGCCGAAGAUAUCCCACUCGUACCAGGAGUGGCAGGAGUAAAAGUGCAGCCCAAUCCUUCGGACCAGGAGCUCUACGAAAUCAACGACGAUCCAGCUAAAUGGCCAAUCGACAAGUACACGCGUGAUCACAUUUGUAAGGACGGAGCCAAUCAAAACAUCCAAAAUGAUUUUCCCAAAAGUGAGCGCAUUUACAAAGAUAAAGCGCGACAGUUGUCGAGACAUUUAUUCGAACGUCAGCUUUUAAAUGGUGAAAAAGUUUCGCGAAAGUGGCUAAUUUAUUCCAAAAGUACUGGAUGUGUUUUUUGUGGUCCUUGUUUGCUUUUUAAUGACGGGGAGAGUCAAUUCGACAAAAAGAAGGUUUCAAUGACUGACUCGAGUGUCAACUCAUGA